Anthostomella pinea is the source of this 600-nucleotide messenger RNA. The record is from the annotation of a GenBank genome assembly. NCBI's taxonomy places the organism in Eukaryota, Fungi, Ascomycota, Sordariomycetes, Xylariales, Xylariaceae.
AUGUCGGGCGACAAGGUCUCGGUUCUUUUCGUCUGCCUAGGCAACAUAUGCCGGUCGACCAUGGCAGAAGGUGUCUUCCGCUCGAUCGUGAAAGACAAGACCUCGCCCUAUUACGAUCUCAUCGGCAAGGUUGAUUCUUGCGGAACAGGUACGAGCAGCAGCGUCGGGAGAUUGUCUACCCUCACCCAAUGUGUGCGCGCGCGACGGGCAGUGCUAAUCGCAGUCUCUGCAGGAGGGUACCACACUGGCGACGAGCCGGACUCGCGAACCUUGUCGACACUUGCCGACAAGGGCAUCACGAAUUACAAGCACGCUGCACGACGGCUUCGAGACAGCGAUUUCAAGGAAUUCGACUACAUAUUUGCGAUGGACGAGAGCAACCUGAGCGAUCUGGGACGGUGGCAGAGCAGGAAGAAUGCGAACGGAGACGCAAAGGUCAUGCUGUUCGGCGAGUUCUCCGGCUCUGGGCGCAAAGAGGUUGUCCAGGACCCAUACUACGCCGGUCGCGACGCCUUCGAGAAGACAUUCCAGCAGUGCAAGAGGUUCUCGGAGAACUUCCUGGCGGCGACAUUCCCGGACGUCCCCAAGCCGGCAUCAUGA